AUGGCCAUGGGGGGGCCGCAUCCCUUCCUCCACCCUGCACCGGGACAGGAGGUGGGAGGAGCUCCCAGGCUCUCCGAGCUCAGGCCCUGGCUGAGCGGAGGGCCGGCGGGGACAGCAGGAGGCGGCGGUAGUGCCGGGGGAGGAGGCGGGGCGGAGAAAGGAGGCAGGGUGAGAUGUUCCCGCAGAGUCUGGGUUCUCCUCGGGUCGCUGACUCUCAUCUUUCUGACCUCGCUCUUCUUCUCCGUCUCGCUCCGUGGGGGCGUCGGCUUCAACUACUUGGAGCCACCGGGAUGGGAGGAGUCGAGGCGGGUGAAGCUGGUGCCCAGCUACGUCGGUGCACACAGGUUAUCACCACCUGACAGCCAACAGCAAAAGACAUGUGCCUGUCCACGCUGUGUCGGAGACCCCGGUGUCUCUGAUUGGUUCGAUGAGAACUACGACCCGGAUAUCUCACCUGUGUGGACCAGAGACAAUGUGCAGCUGCCUUCUGAUGUCUACUACUGGUGGGUGAUGCUGCAGCCCCAGUUUAAACCCCACAGCAUCCAGCAGGUGCUGCUGAGGCUGUUCCAGGUAAUUCCUGGAAGGUCGCCAUAUGGCUCCUGGGAUCCUGGACGCUGCCUGCGCUGCGCCGUCGUCGGGAACUCCGGGAACCUCCGCGGGGCCGGAUACGGGGCGACCAUUGACGGACACAACUACAUCAUGAGGAUUAACCUGGCCCCCACGGUGGGCUACGAAGAAGACGCCGGCAGCCACACCACUCACCACUUCAUGUAUCCGGAGAGCGCCAAGAACCUGGCGGCCAACGUCAGCUUUGUCCUGGUUCCCUUCAAAACUUUGGAUCUCGUCUGGAUCACCAGUGCUCUGUCCACCGGCCAGAUUCGAUUUACAUACGCUCCAGUGAAGCAGUUCCUCCGUGUAGAUAAAGACAAGGUCCAGGUCUUCAACCCAGCUUUCUUUAAAUACAUCCACGACCACUGGACCAGACAUCAUGGGCGCUACCCCUCCACUGGCAUGCUGGUCCUGUUCUUCGCCCUGCAUGUCUGUGAUGAGGUGAACGUGUUUGGAUUCGGGGCGGACAGUCGGGGAAACUGGCACCACUACUGGGAGCAGAACCGCUACUCCGGAGAGUUCAGGAAGACCGGCGUCCACGAUGCGGACUAUGAAGCCCAGAUCAUCCAACGGCUGGCAAAGGCCGGCAAAAUCACUGUAUUCCCGGGGAAAUAAGCAGCAUAGCUCCGUGUGUAUGUAAUGUUCCAACACUGGUACGGCAACAGACCCUGAAGAAGCUGCUUACAAUGUGUUAGAUACGACCUUUCACCUACCUGCACCACUUUGGGUUCCCGGCUUUCAGAAGGUGAAAUGGUACCAAAUAACACCAUUCCAUUCACUUUCUGUUAUAUUUGAGUGGUUUGUAAGCCAGUUGAGGCUCUGAUUUGUGAACACAGCAUAGACUCUUAGAAAACCAGGAAAAAGAUACAUCCAGACCCAAAUGUAGUUCUGCUCACUUAGGACUGGCCUAAAAGUGGGGGAUGAGCCUUAAAUUUGAGGACUUAACUCUCUUGGACAGUGCAGGAUUGGAAGACAAGUCAACAUAUCUUUUCCAAGGGCAGCUCAAGAUAAAACAGAGGGCUGGACUGCAGGAAAUCUGAACAAAUCGAUGUGAAUACCAACUUGGAGCUGGAGAGAGGAAGAUCUCAGAUGCACAUGUCCCACUUCUGGACUCAGUCCAGUGGAAAUGUCCAGUUCAGAUGAGUAUCUAAUCCUCGUACAGAUGCUACGCACCGAAAGUCCCACUGAAACAGCACCAUCGGCAUCUAGACUAUUGCUUUGUAGCCGUGUAGUGUCUGACAGUGACACUACAUACAGUGAGUUUGUAAAAUUGGACACUGUACUAUUUAGACUACGGACAGAAUCUGUGGGACUAUCAGACGCCAUUGCGCUGUUCUUCAGUUUGAGAUUGGAGGACUUAUGUUCCACCUCUUACAGAACCCCAGGCCAUGUCUACCUGGAGAAUAAAUUGAUCUUCUUAUACGAGGCAAAACCUCAUGCGCCACUUUCCGCCCUCAUAACUCCACUUUGUGAGUUCUGCCACACAAGACGGCGUUACGAGCACCUAGUCGGGCUGUGAAACGGUUGGUAAAAAAAGGCGGUAGGUGAUUGCUAUGAGUUUGUGUCGCAUGACUUUCCUCUAAAGCCCCCUCCCCCGGGUCUUUAACAAGCUUAGCAAGGCCUCGACACCUUGCAGCAGACUCACAGAAACAUGAGCCAGACAUUCGCCUCUUGGCCAUUUCUGACUCAGAACGAUCAGUGCAGCACAAGCAUGAGCUUCAGCUUCUGCAGAGCCAGUCAGCCGGCUUUUGAACACCACAGCGACCACAGGGCCCGCCACAGUCUGUGUUCACAUCCAGACGCUGGGAGAAAUGUUCUGGAGGAGCGCUGGUUUGAUUGCACGAGACUCUAAUGAGGCCAAAAGUCCAUCUCCUGGGAUUUCAUGUUUGGAUGGAGGCACGCUGGUUUCUGGACCGGAGUUUAAUCCCCAUGUGGUCUGUCAGGGGCUAUUUCGGGAGGGGAGAACUCGAGACAGAGAUCUUUGGGGUUUUCGAACCAGGCUGACAAAGCCAGUGUGAGAAACAUAUAAUUUGCCCCGGAAUUUUUAAGGAAGAAAGAGAAAAGAAGUUGUUUUGCUAUUGUUGAUUUGCAGUAAACUGACUCUUCUGUGCAAACUGUACUGGGUCGACCACUCUGGUUUUGAAAGGACUGAGACAUGAAGGGAACCUCGCUCUGCUUCUUUUCCCUCACAGACCGACAGCUACAGCCUGACACCUGUAUCCCAGCAGGGUUACACACUGUCAGGAGCAUUUUGCCCCAUAUUAUGAAAGAAAGCCCCACUGGAUCAGCAGCUCGGCUUCAUUAACCACUUGCCCCGCUCCCCGCUCGGCCAAUUCAGACUUCAGCUACGUCUGGAGGGGGUGGAGCCACCGAACGCCUUAGACUUUAUCUUCCAUAAAAUGCACUUCCUGUUUCUGAUUUUCAUGAUGAUGGAGUUUCCCCACUGCAGGCUGCAGAUUGCAUUUGUUAGUUUUAUGUACUGUUUAUCUUUAAGUUUACACUUUGGCUGGAUUUAUGCUGUUGACUCAGAUUAGAUUUUCUUUUCCACCCAGGUGGCACAGUGAUGUUUUAUGUCAUAAAGUAAUACACACAUACACAUUUAUAGCCUCCAAACAAAUACGAGUCAUGGAAAUGCUGCUAGACUGUAUUGGAAAACAUAAACACCAGUGGAAAAACAGAAAAUGUGUGCCACAGAGAGGAAGGAAAAACAAAAGUAUUUAGUUUGAGCCGAGGCUGUAAAUCCAUCCAAAGACGUGUUUAUCAAGAAGCAGCUGGUGGCUGACGUGGAAGUUUGCUCAAGGUUCCUAUGCAGAUCUGAAAAAUAUGGAGCGGUGGCAAUUCAAGGAAUCCUCGAGGUGCGAUAAGUAUUUGUUAUUAAUGUUGAAUAUUCACGGCUCAAUACCCAACACAUAAAAUUAAAGGCACCCUCUGGAGUUUUUAACCACUGCUAGCAAUGUGGGUUUGUUAUGUUCCCGUUUUGUCUGUUCUUAUUCACGCGCACAAGAACACAAAUGUGAUACUCAUUCCUGCCUCUAUUCAACUGAUCGCUUAGGCCAAGAAAUCUAUUGCAGAGAAAUGCGACAGUGUGGCGGGGAAGAAGUUGCAAGUAAACGUAGACGUAAAUCAUGCAGGAUUUAAAGUUUCAAAAGCUCUUUAGCUUCCCACCCCGAGCAUGACAUCAGAGGAGAAUGGCGGCCAUGUGAAUAUGGUCCACUGCUGAUACUUGCGACUUGUCACCUUUUUAACCAACUGACCCCGCCCACUUCAAACAAGACUGAAGAGCAGACUGAAUAAUAAAAAGAAUAAAAAGCAGAACAUUUCUCAAUUGUUAAAAACAAAACUGCUGUAACUUUGUCAGGAAACUGUUUCAUGUGGGAUCCUCUGACUCACAGGGGGAAGCAGUGAGUUUGAAACUAUUAGGAGGAUGCUGCUUACAGCUGAAAGUUUAGCAGAGCUUGUUUUUUUCCUUAGAGGGAAAGUUGGUGUAUUGUUUGUGACUCAUAAUGUGCUAUGCUGUGAGCCAAAAUUAAAAAAAAAAAAAAAAAAAAAGAACUCCGCCACCUUCUAAAUGGUAAAGAAAGAUGAAUUUGUGUGAAGAGGCUGUGUAGGAACCGCGAGUGCAGGCUGCUGCAGCAGAUGGCACCUUUAUAUGAAAUAACGGCUGUGUACGUGUGAGAGCAGAACCUCGGUCUGCUGUUUAACGGUGAGGGAUUUAACCACAUGACAUUAUGAAGUGUUUCAUUUUUUUGACAUGCACUUGCUGAGAACGGUUCAAGGUAGACACUGCAGGCAAUGUGAAGAACUGUGCCUCCUUUCCUUAUAUCACUUCUGUUGGUGUAUUAUUGUGUUAUCUUUGGAUGAUGUCGUGUAAUCAAGUGUGACUCUCAUGCAUCGAUCAUUGUUCUUUAUCUGCCGUCAGUGUUUUUACCCUACUUUGCACAUAACAGUUUUACUGGAUGCUUUAGUGUUGAGCUGGGCUCAUUUUAAGGGUCAGUGCAGCUGAAUUUGGACAUAUUGUUUGUGUUUCCUCUGGCUUUGUCACACACACACACACACACACACACACACACACACACACACACACACACACACACACACACAUUCAUGCUUUCGUGCCUUGUCCUGCUGCUGGACUUCUCUUGCUUACAGCUGCUCCAUUGGCAACUCACACCUGCUACCUUUUGCAUUUUUUUCAGCCUCACACACACAGACACACACUUCUUCUGGCUGAGAGCUGUGCCUUCUGAGCUGUGCAUACACACACACACAUACACACACACACUUGCAUGAAAACACACACUCUGCCUUCUGCUCGGGGUACAGACGCCUCACGCUCUUCUCUUCUUAAUGCUUUGUACACUGAUAUUGUUUUUAAAAGAGCGCUGGAGGCUAAAGCUGGGGAUGUGAACUGAUGCAGUGUGACUCGCUGUGAAUUCAUAUAAGGCUACUUUUUUUCCUUUUUCUUUUUUUCUUUACAUAUAGCGUACACUUUUGAGGCUUUGCAAGAUAACAUAGGAGCAGCAGACACAGAGGGUCACCUGCUGGAUUCAAGCCCACAUAGUCGCAGGCACCUGUUUUAUCUUCAGCAGAUAGUGAGGCCGACUUAGCAGCUUAAGAUUUGGACAUAUCAGCUACAGCGCUCGUGUUGUUAUCAAUGUUUUGUUUCCCUCCAACUUCAAAAUGAAUGUGUAAAUUGUUUUUGGAGAUGUACUUCACUUCUCUGACAGGAGAAUCACACAUUCCUCGCACCUGCAGCAGGUAGAGGAGUCGUGUACAGUCUGCUGUGCCCGCCGCUGCUCCGGCGUGGAAACUGUUCUCAGCCUCUGCAGUUUCUCACAGCUGUAAACCAGAACACUGAGAUCAGAUAGACGGAGGGGCAGGGUGAUCCCUCUCUGCUGUGCCAGCCUGAAUUAGAAUUGAUGUUUUUUUUGGUUUUUUUUUCCCCCCCAGCCUACAGUACAUGACACAGUUCAGAGAGUGUUCCCUGUAGCAUUUCCAGCCCUAAAGUAGGUCUUUUCUCCCGUCACUGACCCAAUACACCGGUUCUUUUGUUCCUCCGGAGUUGAUUCCUAAAAUAACUGAGAGAAGCACCAGUUUUCAGGUCGCGCCAGUCGAGAGCAUUUUUGCAGCGAUGUGGUUUUUGAUUUCCCAGAGAGCAGGGUGUUUUUCUCAGGUGAAAUCUGAAUGUGUGAGAACGGUGACGGCAAACGGUCAGGUGAAGCGCCGUCGCAACUCUAACUGGACUGACUUCUGUUGAUUUAUUGAGAUUCCAGGCCAAACUAUCCAAAACAUCCCUUGGUCUGUUUUGCUGUACAGGUUCCCCUCUCAUCCUGGACUAUUUUUACACCGUUUUUUUUUUUUUUUUUGUCUCACACACUAUGUGCUGAGGCACAUUUCAAUAAAAGCCACACACAGACACCCAAUUACUGUUUGCCUGAAAACGUGUUACGGCUGCACGAAGCAGCAGACACAAACAACUGGAUAGAAAAAGAGACACAUUAGGUUCAUUAUAUUUAAUUCUUGCAGGGUAAUUACACAGAAUGAGCACAGAAACGAGCUCAGUCUGACAGCACACCUGUUCAGCUCAGACAGUCCAUGUGUCUGUGGCAGAGAGAGAAUACGCCUCGGCUUUAAAGGAAUAAUUUGACAGUAAGAUCAAUACAGCGGCUCAGUUGGAGUUGUUUGGUGUAAGACAGGACAAGAUUGAUACCACACAUGCAUUCAUAUCUGUGUUUUAGAUGCAGGUUCACAGCUGCCAGGAGACAUGUAGCUUAGCAUAAAGACCAACAACUGGGGGGGAAGCAGCCAGCCAGCUAAUCUGUCCAAGGCUAACUGCUCCUGCCAAGACAUAGUCAUAACCUGCAUCAAAGCUAGAAAUUGCUUUUACAGUUCUGUUCUUGACAAGACUUUAAACUGAGCUGUUGUGGAGGGGUUUGUAGUUAAAGGUGCAAUAUGUGAGAACUGGCCAGUUGUUAAAGUCAUACUCCAAAAUGUAGGGGACAGAAGCUAAGUGCUGUUAACUGUAGCUGCUAUUAGCUAGUUAUCUCAGUUAGCCGUGCAGCUAGUGGUCCAGACAGGGAGCAUGUUGGUGUUCACACUGCUAGCACAGGAGCUUUGGACCAGGGCUAGCUGCAUGCUAACUUCUGAAGGCAUCUCUGCAGCACAGUACGUACAUGACAUAUAGUGUUAAAACUGUUAUUCCUUCACAUUCUUUUAAGAGUUGAUAACCUGGUAAAUGUUUUCAAGUACAAUUCUUGCACCUUUAAAAUAAGCUAGGCUAGCUGUUUCCAGUGUCAGCUGAGUUAACCCACACUUAGUUGUCACUCCUUGAUCACUGUACAACUACUAAAGUGGUAUCAAUCUUCUCAUCGAACUCUGCAGGAAAGCAAAAUGGCAUUUUCCCCAUAAUGUCAAACAUCAUACUUGCUACUUUCUGUCCUGUAUCUGUAGAGCUUUAGGCUUUUUGACUCAGAAGUAUUAAUCUGAACCUCAUUGUCGAACCAGAGCUAACACAAAAUCAGAAAAAUUGGACUGACAGGGAAUACAACAAUCUCGACAGUGUCUCCAGCCGGAACACGAGAGAAUCUGUGCCAGAGAGAAAUAAAUCACAGCUCUUACGGCUUGAAAAACACUUUAAUACCAUUCACACCUCCUCAACCUGUUUCUUUCUAGUAGCUAUAGAUUACGGUGGCUGCAGCUCCGUGUCGCUCCGAGGCAAUGGAGAAUAAGCUUUCUGUAGCAGGAACAGAAAUAUGACUGACUGUUAGAGAGAGCUCUGAGGAACAAAUACAUCCUGAUCAAAACACUGGCUGCCCAGGCAGCUGGCACGGUGACACCGCUCGUGACUGCUGCCAGCUCGCUGUGGUGUUUGAGGCUGAGGUGAGGAAGCCUCGGGCAGCUCGCCUCUCAUCACUUCACCGGUCUGCAGUGAACAGAAACAGCUCUUUAGCAGCAGACACUGAGCCGCAGACCGCACAUAUCAGACUGUCUCUGUGGUUUGUAACUCUAACACUCAUACCUCUGUCAGCUGGUGUGCUAGCACCCUGCAAUCAAGUAUGAAGUAUCAAGUAGGAUUAAAGGCUGCCUCCUGAAUGCAUCUGCCGUAACAGCGAACAUACAGGUGGCUCACAUGAAGCGCACUGCGGGAAGUUAGAGUUUCAUGUCUCGGCGAGGAAAGGCGAAUCUUUGCAUAUGGCCACGUUUCCUGCUGUCUGUCGUCAUCCAGUCACUCUUUAAAUUCUCGUCUUCAGUGGGACUGCCUGUCCGCCAAGGUAGGAUAUGUGUAUUUACUACAUCAAAACAUAUGUAUGAUAUGUGAUCAGACUCUUUGUAUCUUAUGCUGUUGUACAAAUAAAAGCAUCAUGAAACAUGA
Acanthopagrus latus (yellowfin seabream) is the source of this 7981-nucleotide messenger RNA. RefSeq names its product ST3 beta-galactoside alpha-2,3-sialyltransferase 2 (gene st3gal2). The transcript has 8 exons. Bases 1 to 1224 code for a protein of 407 amino acids. The record is from RefSeq and is a predicted model, not a curated record. NCBI's taxonomy places the organism in Eukaryota, Metazoa, Chordata, Actinopteri, Spariformes, Sparidae. Gene Ontology annotation, molecular function: beta-galactoside (CMP) alpha-2,3-sialyltransferase activity.